AUGGAGUCUCGCAAGGUUCGGGCCUCGAAGCUAAAGUUGCUCGGGAAAGAGGAAGGCUCUCAUCCGAGUGUGUUGGAGCGAUUGUCCGGUUUAUUCCCGCGACACUCCUCAGCGCCCACAGCAAAUCCUGCGCCAGAAGAGAAGCAAGCCCAGUUUGAUCAUGCGUUGAAGAUUCAGAUUAUUAGCUGGAACAUGAAUGAUACCCUACCAAAGGGCGAUCUCGCCGCGCUAUUGGGUGCAGUCCCCCCUUACGGCUCUGACUCUCCAAAUCCUACCGCCUCGGAUUUUCAGCUUGAUGAUACAGGCCAUCCAUAUCAUAUCAUUGUUAUAGCUGGGCAAGAAUGUCCUACAGGGUUGUUGCCUAUGGGAAUGGGUGCUGUAAAGAUGGAGAGAUCCAAGGAUAUCAAAGCCAAGAGCAAGGAAGAGGAUGGCUCGCCCAACAAGCACAAGAAACCACGUCGAAGUGAAGAGGAAGAACUGCAACCUCUCAACGAACUUCCUCCUGUGAAAGACGCCCCGCCCUUAACACCCACUGUUCAAGGUGCAGGCCUCCCUCACACAGGCCAAAUUCAACAUUCGUCCGGCUGGAUUGGGAGCAAAACGGUUUUCUCUCGAAGACUGGCAGAUGCCCACUUCUCCUGUGAUGGCCGCUCCCCAUCCCCCGUUCCUUCAAGAUCUCCUUCGUUACCAGCCCUUCCGCUUCCGCCAGCUAUUCCUGACCCGGCCAAGUUGACUGUUCCACCUUCUCCUCGUCGGAUGAGUACUCUUAUUCAUGGGCACCCCCUCUCCAAUCAUUCCAAUGGACAUGCAAUUUCUCCAACCGAACAAGGCCCGUAUACGCUCGUUGCAAAAGAGAGGCUAAUGGGGAUAUACAUGGCCGUGUAUGUCCAUCGUGAGACGCGAUCACUUGUCAGAGGUUUUUCCAAGUCGUCUGUUACUGCCGGUUUGAUUGGUGGGAGGUUAGGCAACAAGGGCGGCGUGGGAAUUAGCUUGAACGUUGCAGGCUCUUCUUUCUUGUUUGUUAAUGCACACUUGGCUGCACACGAGGGGCGUCAAGCAAUGCGUAUUGAGAAUAUGGAAAAAAUCCAGGCUGAACUUAAACUAGACAAUUUUGGGGAGCAUCCGCAUCCAAGGAAACCUAUACCCGAUUUCACAAAAACAGAUAUCACAAACGCAUUUGAUUAUACAUUUAUAUUUGGAGAUCUUAAUUUUCGGUUAAGUGUCUCGCGGCUGCAUGCCGACUGGCUGAUUUCGAGACAAGACUACCACCAAGCCCAAGAAUUCGAUGAAUUACGCACGAAUAUGCGCUCAAACAAGAUCUUUCCUGGUUUUGAGGAACCAGAGAUUAGAUUUCCGCCCACGUUCAAGUACGACGUCCCAAAAAGUCGCCAUCACCACUCACGCAGGCAAAAGGAGGGCCGGGACAAGAGCGGAAAAGUGAGUGGAAUGGGCGGUGUACGUGUCUCGAUCAGACGCUCCAGGAAGCGGAGGAAGAGCAGAGGAAAAAUUAAGGGGGUAGCAAGAGAGGCGAACGGAAAUACUGACGAAGGCGAGGACGAGAAGGUUUCUGGACCACAGACAUUACAACCAGUCAAUGAACGAGAAACGGAGGUAUCAUCGAUUGGCGAAGAUGAUUCUGACAUGGAACGAGACCAGGAGCAAGACCAAGAGCUUGAUUCUGUUUCGGCGUUUUCCGCUGUUGCCCGCCCAUCAGGCUCCACUAAUCGCCCGCCCUCGACUCGUUCGCAUCGCUCAGGAAUCCCAUCUACUCGUUCCCCUUUCUCGGAGCCGGACACAGAGCUCCACGACGAUGACGAGAAUGAUACCGCUUGUGAGGAUGGAGAGGAUACCAGUCUGCAUCACAACACCCAAUUGAAUGCCGGAAAUGCUCCUGGUCGUAAUGCAGUACUAAAGAUUUUCACUCGGAACGCUAGGCAAAGUUGGCGUGCGAUCGUUGCCAAAUCUACGUCUUCUCUAGGAGCGGUUAAUAUUCCUAAAUCCCCAACAAGUCCCAUAUUCGACUCUCGGCCUAGGGCCAAAUCACCAUCCAAGAGCGAGCGGCCCGCAUACUGCCUCUGGUUUGAGUACGCCGACGGCUGGGGUGGCCAUGGGAAGGAGUCAGCCAAUUUGGUGCUCGAUACGAGUAUGGCUGAGCCUGCAGAAGAGCUGAAGCCGAGGGCGAGCGUUGAUGGUAAUAGAAACGUGACGGGUGCACUAGGCAUCGCUGGAAUGGGUGGCACCCUUGCUCCUCCACCCAUGAUUCGGGCAAACUCUAGUGUUGGAUCUACAGCGGGCAAUUCUUUAAAUGCUCAGACCGAAGAUUCUUCAGAUUCGGAAAAUGUGCGUGGAGUAUACGAUACAUCGAGCAAGCAGCGAGUACCAAGCUGGUGUGAUCGUAUUGUGUACAAGUCCAUGGUUCUCCCUCCCCAACCACCCCCUUCCCUUCCUGUUCCUACAUUUAGCGCUUCCUUGGCCGACACACUGCAUGAAGAUAAUCGAUUUGGUCGUGUUGGAAAUCUCUUUACAGGGAUCAGGCAUCUGGGCACUCGAGGGCGAAAAGAUUCGCUACCACAACCCAACUCGCGCGAAAACACUCAGGGUUCUCUCUCACGCACAGGUUCUCUCCGCUUGAAGGAAGCCGGUUCCAAGACAAACUCUAACUAUGUCCGUACAAGGGAAGCUCAUCUCUCUGAAUCCAGAGCAAGUCCAUUCUUGCAACAACCAGGAGAUGGCGAUGACAGUGGCAUUGUGAUCAUGCAUGGAAACUCUUCCAGACCGGGCAGUUCAGGGAGGCUCGACCGGGACGGCCAACGGAGACGCGCCGGCCUCGUUGCACUGGCCCCGUACCAAUCCAUUCGCGCGUCUCUUGCACCACAUCAUCAUCAUACACCGGGCGGUCCCGGUCUGAUUCAUGCCGUAUCGAUGGAACCUCAACCUCAGCCCACUGCCGAGCCUGGUCCAAUACCUCGGCCACGAUCGUUCUCUACGUCCGAGGGGCGGGAGAAACUUCAUGAAAGGGCUGGGUCGGGUCCUAGGACACCUCGUCAAUCGGAUAGUGAUGCCGAUAAUAUCCCAGUUCCGCCCUCCAAGGACGAUGGGAUCUGGCGCUUCUUUAGAUCGUUCAACCGAGAGCCGACGGUUGUCGUAGCUGAGCCUGAACCUGAACCUGAACCCGUAGAAAAGCCAGAGACCAGGCGGAGAGGUGACAUUGUUUGUCUUUCAUAUGGAACGUUGGACGACAGAGAGAUGCAGAGAUUAGGAGGUCGCAGCGAUCAUAGGCCGGUUAUUGGGACGUAUGCUGUGUACAUUUAA
This is a messenger RNA of Rhizoctonia solani, 3312 nucleotides long. Its product is annotated as phosphoglycerate mutase family protein. The record is from RefSeq and is a predicted model, not a curated record. The coding region runs from base 1 to 3312 and encodes 1103 amino acids. Gene Ontology annotation, biological process: phosphatidylinositol dephosphorylation. Gene Ontology annotation, molecular function: phosphatidylinositol-4,5-bisphosphate 5-phosphatase activity. The transcript has 14 exons. NCBI's taxonomy places the organism in Eukaryota, Fungi, Basidiomycota, Agaricomycetes, Cantharellales, Ceratobasidiaceae.